This is a messenger RNA of Chelmon rostratus (copperband butterflyfish), 5373 nucleotides long. RefSeq names its product endoplasmic reticulum to nucleus signaling 1 (gene ern1). The record is from RefSeq and is a predicted model, not a curated record. Gene Ontology annotation, molecular function: ATP binding; protein serine/threonine kinase activity; RNA endonuclease activity. The transcript is spliced from 22 exons. Bases 165 to 3455 code for a protein of 1096 amino acids. Gene Ontology annotation, biological process: mRNA processing; intrinsic apoptotic signaling pathway in response to endoplasmic reticulum stress; protein phosphorylation. Gene Ontology annotation, cellular component: IRE1-TRAF2-ASK1 complex. NCBI's taxonomy places the organism in Eukaryota, Metazoa, Chordata, Actinopteri, Chaetodontiformes, Chaetodontidae.
AGAGGCGCAUCUAACGUCGGAUCCACCACAGCACGCUCAACGCCUUUAACGUAGCAGCGUUGUUAAAAAAAAAUCAAACAUCUGGCUGUUGACAAAAAUCACGUUUUCUAUGUAGUCAACGGCCGUCCGGACCAGCUGUCUAUCCCGGUUUGAGACCAGAAAAUAUGGACUGGACAGUGAGCAGUCGGACCCGGCUGUGGUGCAUUUUGGCGUUGCUUUGCUGCGCUGGUCACCCACAAAAGGGGUUUUGCAGUGCAAGCACAGUUUCCCUUCCUGAAAGCCUGCUCUUUGUGUCCACCUUGGAUGGAAACCUCCACGCUGUUAGCAAGAAGUCAGGCUCUAUAAAAUGGACUCUGAAAGAAGAUCCAGUUCUUCAGGUCCCCACACAUGUGGCAGAACCAGCCUUUCUGCCUGACCCCAAUGACGGCAGCCUAUACUCUCUGGGAGGAAAGAACAACGAAGGCCUCACAAAAUUACCGUUCACUAUCCCUGAGUUGGUCCAAGCUUCUCCCUGUCGCAGCUCUGAUGGAGUCCUUUACAUGGGCAAGAAGCAGGACUUGUGGUAUGUGGUGGACCUGUUGACUGGUGAGAAACAGCAGACCCUGACUUCCUCCUUUGCUGAGAUGCUGUGUCCCUCUUCAUCUCUUCUCUAUCUGGGACGCACAGAGUAUACCAUCACAAUGUAUGACACCAAAAGCAGGGAACUGCGCUGGAAUGCCACCUAUUCUGACUACGCCUCCACUCUUCCUGAUGACGACACCAAAUACAAGAUGGGUCAUUUUGUGUCCAACGGUGACGGCCUUGUGGUGACUGUGGACAGCGAAUCAGGGGACGUUCAGUGGGUGCAGAACUAUAACUCACCGGUGGUGGCCAUGUAUAUCUGGCAACGCGAGGGCCUCCGCAAAGUUGCCCACACUAAUGUGGCCGUGGAAACCCUGCGUUACCUCACCUUCAUGUCUGGAGAGGCUGGCCGCAUCACCCAGUGGAAAUAUCCAUUUCCCAAAGAGAAGCCUCAAAACAAGUUCAUGGCCACUUUGUAUGUGGGCAAAUACUCCACCAGCCUGUAUGCCUCUCCCUCCCUGGUGCAUGAUGGAGUCACUGUGGUGCCUCGUGGUAGCACCUUCCCCAUGCUGGAGGGUCCUGACAGCAAGGAGACUGAAGAGGACAAGGAGUGUGUCAUCACACCCAGCACCAGUGUCAAGUUCAAUGCCGCGCUCCGAGAGCGAAACCGUAUCAACUUCAUGAGGAACUACCUGCUCCUCAUAGGUCAUCAUGAGACGCCCCCUGAAGCUCACACCAAGAUCCUGGCGAAGUUCCCAGACAGCUUCCCUCGCAAUCAGGGCAACGUCAUCCCGCCUACUACGGACAAGAAAGUUGAGGAGAAGGUGAAUGAUAGUGGUAUGGACGAUGGCCCACCUCCUUUGCAAGAAACAUCUAUCGAAGAACCUGGUACCAGUGCUCGCACUGUGCGUCCAGAGGCCCCUGUGGACACUAUGCUCAAAGACAUGGCCACCAUCAUAUUCUCCACUUUCCUCCUGGCUGGCUGGGUGGCCUUUGUAAUUACCUACCCAAAAAGUGUUCACAAACAGCAGCAGCUGCAGCACCAGGAGUUCCAGAGGCAGAUGGAGGAGAGGCUGGAGCUCCUCCAGAGACAGCAGCCGUUCCCCCCUGCAGACGUGGGCCUUGGCUUAGUCCCAGAAAGCGACUAUCUGGAGGUGGCCCGCACUCGCUCUGAAUGCUCAGACCACAGCAGCCCCAACAUCACCCCCCGUGCCUCCAACCACUCCAACUUGUCCGUGUCUGAGCUGGGAAGCUCUGCCAAUGAGCACGAAGAUGGUGAGGAGGACUCUAAUACUGUCAGAGUGGGCAACAUAGCUUUCCGUCCCAAAGAGGUCUUGGGUCAUGGUGCUGAGGGCACCAUUGUGUACAGGGGUCAGUUUGACAACCGUCCAGUGGCAGUGAAGAGGAUUCUCCCGGAGUGCUUCAGCUUUGCAGACCGCGAAGUCCAGCUGCUGAGGGAGUCAGACGAGCACCCAAACGUCAUCCGCUACUUCUGCACCGAGAGGGACCGUCAGUUCCAGUACAUCGCCAUUGAGCUGUGUGCUGCCUCACUUCAGGAGUAUGUGGAGAGGAAGGAUUUUGACCGUCAUGGACUAGAGCCGGUUAUCCUUCUUCAGCAGACCAUGUCAGGACUGGCCCAUCUGCACUCUCUCAACAUAGUCCACAGGGACCUGAAACCCCACAACAUCCUGGUCUCCAUGCCCAAUGCCCACGGUCGGGUCCGGGCCAUGAUCUCCGACUUUGGGUUGUGUAAGAAGCUAGCAGUGGGCCGCCACAGUUUCAGUAGAAGGUCUGGGGUGCCGGGCACUGAGGGCUGGAUCGCCCCCGAGGUUCUCAGUGAGGACUGCAAAGACAACCCGACCUGCACUGUGGAUAUCUUCUCUGCUGGCUGUGUGUUCUACUACGUGGUGUCUGAGGGAAGUCACCCUUUUGGCAAGUCUCUGCAGAGGCAAGCAAACAUCCUACUGGGCACAUACAGCCUCGACCAUCUGCAGACUGAUAAACACAGGGACAUUGUAGCCAGAGAUCUAAUAGAGCAGAUGCUGAGCGUGGAGCCACAUAGGAGGCCUUCAGCCGAGAGUGUUCUCAAACACCCUUUCUUCUGGAGCCUGGAGAAGGAGCUGCAGUUCUUUCAGGAUGUGAGCGACAGAAUAGAAAAGGAACCGCUGGACGGACCAAUCGUGAGGCAGCUGGAGAGAGGAGGGAGGGCUGUUGUCAAGGGUGACUGGAGAGAACACAUCACAGUGCCACUGCAGACAGAUCUGCGGAAAUUUCGCUCCUACAAGGGUGGGUCAGUCAGGGACCUGCUGCGUGCAAUGAGAAACAAGAAACACCAUUACCGAGAGUUGCCUGCUGAGGUACAGGAGACUCUAGGCUCCAUCCCUGAUGACUUUGUCUCCUACUUCACUUCCCGCUUUCCCCACCUGCUGAUGCACACGUACCUGGCCAUGCGGACCUGUGCAUCUGAGAGGCCAUUCCUGCCUUAUUACUCCACUGCAGAGCAGCUCGCAAAAACACAGGCCCAGUACACAUAUCUCGGGCCACAAAGACAAAAUGAGCCAUACACUCAACAGCUGCCAACAAACACAUCAUCACCCUCCUCACAACCCCAGGAACCUACCUGUUCUUCACAGCCUGUGCAGGUCUCUCACACAACACCUGCUGAAUCAGUGCCCUCUGCAUCACCACCUGAGCCUGUAUCCUCACAUUUGCCAGUUCAGACAGUGCAGCCAGCAGCGCCAGCACUGCCCACACAGACUGACUUACACAGUCAAACAGUGAACCCCACAUUUGCCUCAGAAUCCCAUACAGAUCUCCUCAGACAAGGAGAGUCCAGUCAGCCUGAGAUACACACUCUGCCAGAUCCCUCUACACUGGACAAUGAACCAGUGUGAACUGGACCAGAGUCAGGUGGACCCAGCACAGACGGGAGCAUUGCCUUCAAGAGUGGGCACCAAGUGGGACUCGGUUGUUGCGCCCUGAGCUGGUGAGGACCAGGCCUGCAGUGCCUGGGAUCCACUGCCAGGUGCAACAGCUGCACCCUGAGUUAAGUGCCUUCUGCUCACCUGGGUUAAAAUGUUCCCCAACAGACCCGUCCACAAGUCCGUCUCUGCCUCGAGGAAGUCGGACAGCCAAGAGGGUGUUGUUGGACAUUCUCUUGUAGCUGGACUGAGUAAAGAGAUUUUUUUAUUUUAUUUUAUAACAGCAUGCCCAAAAACGUGUUUGUCCCAAAAAUAUUUGGCCUCUAUUGUGGGAAACAUGUCUGGAUGUUGUUGAACACUUGGGUAGUUUUAUUGUGCAAUGUUGUAUUUCUCAGUGAGCCUGUUCACUGCACAGAUACUAUAUGUAUAUUUUUGUAUAGACUGAUUCAGAAUUUGGAUCAUUGAUGAUAAAUCAUUUAAUGUGGCUGAUGUGCCUUUUUUUUAAAAUAUAUCACUGUGCUGAAUGGGUACAGAUCUUUAAAAUUGACUAUGCUAAAUGUGCUUGAUUCCAGUUAAUGCUGCUAGACUGCUUCUCUUUUGUCAAUCAAGACUAUUGUGCUGACUUGGUGAAAGUGGACUGUUCCAAAGGGUGUUCAGGGUGGCAUCUGAAUACUGUAGGUAAUUUUAUUCUCAUGUGAUUAUGUAGUCAAAGAUGCGUUUAGAGGUCAGGCUGCAAAACUCUCAUGUAUGGUAACUUUUCAUGGGUGUCACCGUGAAGUUAAUGACUUUCACAUUAAAUUCUUUCUUUUUUUUUUAAUACUAAGAUUUUGAGUGUUGAUUGAGAUUGCUGCAUCUGGAAUAUUUAACUACAGUCAGUGCCUAAAAGAAACAACUUACAUUUAAUAAAUAUUUUUUUACAGGUGCUCGAAGCAGCUGGUAUGCCCUGGUUGUCUAUGUCUAUGACUGUCUUAGCUAUUGCUACAGCUAAGGCUAGAGUAGCCUACAGUGAAACCUUUCUCUGGGUUUUGGAGCAUUUCCAAACAAAAGCAGGAGUUUUAAUACAAGCGAAUGAAGCAGGCCUCUGCCACAAAGACUCAGCAAGGUAACACAGAGCCAGUGUGUGAGUCAUUAUGCCCUCUCCAAGGACCUGACAUACAUGUUAAUAUAUCAAAAAACAGACUCGCACAUCAGAAUAUAAACCGAUGAAUACGAGUGAACUUAAAAUGCAAUUUAGCCAGAUGGUAACAAUCAAAGAUCCAACAUCGUGGGAAAUAUGCUCUAGAUGAGAAGAUCAAUAUCAGUUUCAUCUCUGCACAUUCACUGCCCUUCUUCUUUUACUUCGCUUCAAAGGCUCUGUGGGCGUCCACCCUGUUGUGUAACUGCUUUCAUGCUCACCUGAUGUGUUUGCCUUCAACAGCAGCCCAUAAUAAGUGCAAGGCUUUUAAAGAGAAUAUGAUUAACACUACAGUUGUCUUGCUAGUCACUGAUAAGUAAAUUUGAAUGAUUUCCUUUGGCGGCACAGACACUAAAAAAUAAAAGUGAGCUUGUUGUGCCGUUUUGCAUAAUUCUGCAUAACUUGCCUGCAGCAUUAAAAGUUUAGUGAAGUUCAGUUUAUCUUGGCUGUGUGGUAUCCGCUGGAGGUGGCACUGGACCGUAUGUACUUCAGAUAUUUAUUUCAAUUAGAUGUAUUACUGUGACAACUGUUUGUGUAUGUUGUGUUGAAUGUCUUCAACUAUAAGGUCACAAAGCUAUUUUCUUUUUUUCCUUCCCAAUUUUUUUUUCAUUAAUCUCUUUCUGUUAAUUUAUUUCAAUAAAGUCAAAUCAAUUGAAGCUGUCAGUUGGACUGAUAUCAGUCAACAUAAAAUGAUAAUUAAACAGUGUUUUAUAUGGA